AUGUCUAUAAAACACAGGAACAAGGUGAUCAAAGGCAUUUUUCUCCCUCAAGACCUUACGAAGUAUGUCAAAGACAGACCAUUCAUCUACAUCAAUGACAAGUACGUUCCUACGAAAAAGAUAUCGUCACAAGAGGUAAAGAAAAAGCUAAUGAAGUAUGACUGGACGCGUGUAUUGCUCGACAAAACAGGUUUUUUUGUCGUAUUUAAUACUUUGAAGGAAUGUGAACGAUGUUUUUAUAACGAGGAUGGUGUUCGCUUCUUUGAGUAUACAAUGUACAUGGAGCUCUGUGUACCUGAGAAGUUUGUUGGUGAUGAGAAUGUUAAGGUGUCUAAAUCAUCCGAUACAAAAGGACACGAUGUUGUGGAUGAGACAGUCAACAUGUUGAUAAAAGAACUUCAGGCGUACUUAAGCAAGGAUAUUCGAGAGCGUAUAAUUGCACCGUGUUCUUGA
This is a messenger RNA of Clavispora lusitaniae ATCC 42720, 453 nucleotides long. The record is from RefSeq and is a predicted model, not a curated record. NCBI's taxonomy places the organism in Eukaryota, Fungi, Ascomycota, Pichiomycetes, Serinales, Metschnikowiaceae.